CGAGGCGCCGCGUGAGCCGUCCGGGGCCGGAGCGGACGCCGGCUCCUCGGCCCUUUUCGCCGGGAACAGCCGGCCUGGGUGGCCCGAGCUGGCGCCUGGCGAGCGGCUGCCUCCCCGGCGGCCUGUCCUCAGCCCGACCCGACCCGGGAGGCCGGGACGCGAGGCUGCAAGGAUCCCUGCCGGGCGGCCGCCACCCGCGGGGCGGGGCGCGGUUUUCGGCCGGUCGCGGAACACGUGAUCAGUAUUUGGGGCCCGCUGCAGCCCUCGUCCACCUUAUAGACGGUUCGGUGCACGUGGGAUUAGAGCCGCCAGGUGCCCGCCACCAUGGCCAUGAACCUUCUGGAGGACUGGUGCCGGGGUAUGGAAGUGGACAUCCACAGGUCCCUGUUGGUCACGGGCAUCCCAGAGGACUGUGGUCAAGCAGAAAUUGAGGAGACCUUGCAUGGGGUCCUCUCCCCGCUGGGCCCGUACUUCGUGCUCAAUAAGAUUUUUCUGAGGGAAGAGAACGCCAAAGCUGCCCUAAUUGAGGUGGGAGAGGGUGUGAGUCUCAGGGCCGUACCCCGGGAGUUCCCAGCAAGGGGGGGCGUCUGGAGAGUGGUUUGUAGAGACCCCACCCAGGAUGCUGAGUUUUUAAAAAAUCUGAAUGAGUUCUUAGAUGCCGAGGGGCGCACGUGGGAGGAUGUGGUCCGCCUGCUCCAGCUCAGCCACCCCCCACGGCCCCAGAAUCAGCGCCCGGAGAACUGGGCAGAAGCUUUGGGGGUGCUCCUGGGGGCAGUGGUGCAAAUCGUCUUCUACAUGGAUGCUGAGAUCCGCUGCCGCGAGGAAGUGAGGGCGCAAGAGGUGACUGAUGCCCAGGCCGUAGCAGCUUCAGCUUCAGCAUCACGGAGGAAGGUCAAGAAGGAGCCAGGAUGGGCUGCAGAAGUGGGGUCUGCUUUGAAGACGGAGAAUCCCGACAGCUGGCAUGACAUGGAAGACGAAGGUGACCCCCCCAAACCUCUGGUUCGCAGAGCUGGAGCUAAAAGUCGCUCCAGGAGAAAGAAGCAGAAAAAAAACCCCAAGCAAGAGUCAGUGGCCUGGAAGAAACCCAAAGGCCACCAUUCCAAGAGCUCAGCCGCCUUGGAGGAUCCUGAGGCCAAUGGCGCGGAAACUAUGGAGGUCUCAGAAGCUGUCAGGAGCAACAGAAAGCCCUGUGUGAAGCAGGAGGAGUCGGCUUUGAAGAAGCCUGCGGGAAAAUGUGCCUGGAAGGCUCCCAGCAAGCCAUCCUGUGAUGCCCAGUCAGAAGCUGUGAGUCCUGGGGUUGCUUCGGAGUCAGACCAAGAUGGCGGUCAGGAAGGCCCACCGAAGAAGAAGGCCGUGGGCUGGGCCUUGGCAAAGAGCCCUGCCCCCAUGAGAAAGAAAAAGAAGGUAAGCUUGGGCCCUGUCGCUUACGUCCUUGUCGAUUCGGAAGAUGCCAAGAAAAAACCGAUGAUGGCAAAGAAAGGGCCAGCCGCAAGAGAGGCAUCAGUUCAGAAGGCCCUCCGAGGCCCACAGCCCGCAGAGUUGCCAGCCUCGACCUCACAGGGCCCAGAGGCCGACCCAGAAGGCUCCCGUCGUGCCUCCAGUGGUGAGAACGACCACAGAAGUCAUUUGGGGUGCGGCGACAAGUGGAUGGGUGGGGAAGGGCCGGAGCGCCGGGUGGGGGCAGGUCAGGGGGUGCAUGAGGAGGACCCCAGUGCAGCGGAAGAGGCAGAUGAGGUUUUAGAGGGCGAGAGCCCUGACCUCCCUCCUAGGAGCCCCUGAAGGCCAACAUGGGGGACGCCGGUGGGCGGGAGGUGGCCACGAAGAUCCGCCACCUCCCCUUUGUUGGUGACUGUCGCUGUGGUAGAGUUUCCGGCCAUUCUGCCACUCCGUCUGACCCAGCUCCCUUAAUAAAAAUCCAGUGGUUUGGAGUGAUAAUGAUCAAUGGGUCGUCAAGGUAGAUGGCUUUGAAGGUGCAGUUUUCUGGAGGCCUGGUUGGGGGAUAGGAAUGUUCAAGCACUGAAAAGGACCAAGGAAGUGAGAAAAAAAAAAAAUUCCCCAGGACACCCACUUCCCCUUUUGAGCUCUUCUAAUCCACAGAACCCAGAAAGCUUUGAUUUGGAGGACCACCCAUAGCUGGUUAGUUGAAAGACGUCCAAGGAAGAAGUAUCACAUUGGGAACAAAAGUUUUUUCUUAUUGAGUGAACUUUUGACUCUUAAAGGACCCCAUUUGUAAAGAUGUGGCUCUCAGAGGGGAAGUAUCCGUGAGCUCUUAGGUGAGAGAGAUUAAGGGAGGGAGGUACAUCGCCCUGCUCUUUUCUCUGCCACGCCUGCUUUUGCACCUCCCCUUGACUCACCUUCAGAGGUUAGAGGGUCACUAAGCAGAUUGGGAAAAUUCUAGAACAUUUACCUUUACAUACACAGGCGGGAUCCCUGUUAACGUCCAUCCGUGUUCUGCCUUUCUUCCUCAUUCCCUGCGUUCUGGAUGGCCAGCCAACCUCUGCAGGCAGGGUCUGGCAUAUUCUCCCACCUUCUCUGUGUUUCCAUCAUGGGUAAGUUAAGCUGAGAUCGUCCAAGCGGCCCUGCCUGCCUUGCUCCUGCUGGUUUUCAGCUUCCAUCCUCCAGUUAACUGGCCAGAGGGUGAGAAGGUCCCAAGAGUUAGUUUUAGGGGACUUAGGCCUUGACGAACUUGAGCUUUAGAUUCUGUUAAUAAAAGUGGUAUUUGGAUUCCCGUUUAGCGUCUGGCCAUCUCAGGACGCCCAUGGGGAAGAGGGGGUGAUCGGUAGGGAAGGACUCAGGCGCUUCUGGCUUCCCAGCCCCUAAUUCCAUCCAGCACCACCAAACUCUGUGUCUUUGGGGCUAAAGACCCUUCUCAAGUUGUAAUCAGAGAGGGAAAAAAUUCUUAAAAAUUUGGCUGUUAAUUUCUGUCAUCCGAAUAGACCAACAUUCCUUGUCUCCCGUGUGUGUGUGUGUGUGUGUGUGUGUGUGUGUGUGUGUAGGGGGAGGGGGUGGGGUACCUGACACCAUUGGUUUUCAAAUAGUGUCCUGGGAGGCCCAAAGCAUGCUCGAAGAUGUAAUCCAAACCUUUUUUUUUUUUCAUGUAUUUAAUUUAUUUAUUUAAUUUAUUAUUUUUUUGAGAGUGUGUACCCAUGCGGGGGAGGGGGAGGGACAGAGGCAGAGAGAUUCUUAAGCAGGCUCCACGCCCGGCACAGAGCCCUAUCUCACAACCGUGAGAUCAUGACCUGAGCUGAAAUCAAGUUGUCAGAUGCCCAACCAACUAAGCCAUCCAGCUCCCCCAUGUGUUGGAAAAGAAAGAAAAAAAAAAGGUUCUUGCUUCGGCAGCACAUAUACUAAAAAAAAAAAGUGAAACUUAAACAGUCGUGAGCCAAACCAGUCACAUAGGAGACUAUCAGAAUAUUACCUUGUGUUCAUAAGUGAACUUGACUUUGUACAGAUCUCCCAUGAGUUGUUUCUCCCGUCUGUUUGCGUAUAAUUGAACUUGUAAACGUGGCGGACGAGAAAGGUCGGAGGUGGGAGAGAUUCAGUCACGUGCAUGCCCUGUGACGACGUAACCCUCCGGAAGAAGUUUCCCUUUGUAAUUCACACACUCCUGUUAUUUUAGUUGUGUGAUAGCUCGUCCGUGUAUUCGCCUAAUAUUGUCACGCGGUUUUAGCCCUUUCUGUGUUCAGGGGCCUCCCUUCUGUUUUUGUGAUGGAGAAUGUGAGCACUCGUUAGACGUUGUUAGUAAUUCUGCUUUGAAAAUAAAUUUCUUCGUAACAGUUCAUUUCAAAAUCCUGGAGGAGUCUAACUGAAGGUGCAGGGGGAAGAAAAAAAAAAAAAAAAAGAACCCGGCUUCUAUUUGCGACCCUUCCGCCGUGUGCCUCGAGGCUUUCCUUGGGUUUGUGCAAAACAAACACAGGAGUGCACUUGCUCUCAAGGUGGGAAAGCCUGUGACUCUCCAGGACCCAGUUUCAAGGGCAGGUCCAUUAAGGGCUUCAUUGUGUUAACAGAUCGACACCGUGAUGGGUAAAUGUAAACAUGUAUGGUACAAAAUAAAGUUUAGCAAAUUAA
This is a messenger RNA of Panthera uncia (snow leopard), 4068 nucleotides long. RefSeq names its product PNMA family member 8A (gene PNMA8A). The coding region runs from base 325 to 1779 and encodes 484 amino acids. The record is from RefSeq and is a predicted model, not a curated record. The transcript is spliced from 2 exons. Lineage: Eukaryota; Metazoa; Chordata; Mammalia; Carnivora; Felidae.